UCCUCUCUUCAUUUUUAAUCAAAACAUAGUCACCAACCUGGUGCUUUACAAUGUUUGCUUUGUUUUCAUCAAAUCUCUUUUUAUCGUAAUGGGCGCUCCGAUCAAUGUAUUCUUUGGCUUGUGCUCUAAUUUGGUAUCUAUUACCUCCUCUUCUUCUGUAAUAGGCAACAGACCGAAUAGCCUUCUUUCCCUGCCGAUCACUAAUUCCAAAGGUCUUACUUUAGUGACACGGUUAAUCGCACUUUUAAUAGUGUUAUGGACCUGCAUUUUUCCCGGAGCGUAGCGCCGGCUAGCCGCGGAGUCCCAGGGCGGAGUACCCCCUAUGCCCUGCAGUCCAAACAAUCGAUACCGACUCAUCGGACGUCUCACGUCACUGACUUGACGAUUACCAUCCCUAUCACAAAUUAAAACAAACAAGGUUUUUUUUUACAUCAAAAACUAAGACAAUUGGACGAAAUUCGUGGCUUCGGUGUCCUCGCCACGACGCACCCACCCUUCCUUGGGUGCCCCAAGAAUGAUAUUGCCCCAUCUCCGGCAGACCGGAGUCUAUUCCUGGUGGAUUAGGAUCGGCUCAUCUCCCCGCCCAAGCAACACUUAAGGCCGAACUCAGACCGUCGCCUAAAUGAGAAGUGGUCAAAGCGAUAAUGGAAGGGAAAUUUUUGGACGCUUAAAAAUAAAGUAUUUGGGCAAAAACGACACGGAUGUGAAUUACACGGCACCAAUUUGGAGGCGUUUGCCAACCGGGUCACCUAAUCCUGAGGAGCUCCAAGGGAAAAGAAAGGACGUGCUAAAAGGAGUUCAACGACGGUUUUUGUCGAAGCUGCGACCAGAAGAAGAGACCGCUAGCGGCGAAACCCGAGUCUGCUCGGAGCCAAAUGGUCCGGAGGAUUCACACAGCGUCUGCGCCAGAGGGCCCGGAGGCAGUGCGUCGGUGGUCCCAGAGAUGUCCAGGUGGUCAGCGCGGGUAUUCGUUCCCGGAACGGACUCACCGAGGGAAUCUCCGUAUGUGGCUGACGCGGAAGGCUGUUGAUGCUGCUGAUCGCUGAUGCUGCUGCGCUAAUGCUGCUGCGCUGAUGCUGCUAAUGCUGCUGCGGCUGAUGCCACUAAUCGCUGCCGCUACUGAAGCUGAUCGCUGCUGCUGGAGCGGAUCGCUGCAGCUGGUGGACGACGUGGUCUUAACGACCAGGUUAGGUCCGCCUUCUAAAUUUCCGGGGCCUUUUAGAUAGGGUCCCCGGCGGGUUCAAUAUUUUAAGAAAACACUGUCAUUUACAAGUUUAGGACUAAUAAAUAACUACUCACUUUGAGUUAUCUAAACACUAAUUACGAA
Molecule: messenger RNA, 1327 nt
Organism: Drosophila gunungcola (fruit fly)
Lineage: Eukaryota; Metazoa; Arthropoda; Insecta; Diptera; Drosophilidae
Exons: 3
Coding region: 623-1030 (135 amino acids)
Source: RefSeq, a predicted model, not a curated record